AAUAUCAAAAUCAAAAGAAUAUUUGAUUUCGAACGUCCCUCUCCCACAGUCCAGUUCACUGUUUCAACAUCAAAACCUUUAUCUUCUCAAAAAUAAAUCAAAGACAACCCAUCUCUACAAAACCUUAAUGGCUUUGAGAGUUCCUUUCUUGUCCUCUAUAAUCACCCCACUACCUCAAAAAUUACAUACCAGUACUUUUCCCUCCACAACCCAUUUGAGCAACAAACCCAGAACCCAAAUCUCGUGCGCCAAGAAAAAAAUCAGCGAUGCAGAGCUUGCGUCGGAUUUGGCUUUGGAGGUGGCAAAGAUAAACACCCAUUUUGUGCAAAGAGAGGAGGCCAUGAAGAAGAGCAAAGAGCUCCUGUUCACAGAGCUGUGCCAGUACCUUGCUUUGAAAGGAGAGGAGGUGAAGAUGAAGUGGAGGAAAAUGGAUGAAGAGGAAAAAUGGGUUUUGGUUAAAGGGUUUGUUUCAGAUUGGAGUAUGGAUUUUCAUCCAUUGUCUGCUAGGUCUGUGAAAGAGAUGGUUGAGGAAUACUUGCUGGAAGAGAACCCAUCUGCAAAAUCUUCUCUUUCAGUGUUAUUUCCUGGGUUGAAGAGAUUAAUGGGCUUUACACAAAACAAGUAAAGAAAAAAAGUAUUGAAGAUUGUAUGUAUUUGUGGGUAUGAAAUGAUUGUGGUUUUCAUUGGGAUUUUCCAUUCAGAAGUUGAACUUCUUUGAUAUUUUUUGAUAUGGGGCUUAAUUUUAGGUUGAAUGUUUAAGGAUUGCAUUCUUUGAGAAGUUGGGGAUGUAAGAUAGGUUUAUUAAUUUAAAACAGAUUGAGUUUAAUGGAAACAAAAUUCUGCUUGGUCUAUAUAUAA
Quercus lobata is the source of this 858-nucleotide messenger RNA. RefSeq lists its product as uncharacterized. Bases 128 to 625 code for a protein of 165 amino acids. The record is from RefSeq and is a predicted model, not a curated record. The transcript has a single exon. NCBI's taxonomy places the organism in Eukaryota, Viridiplantae, Streptophyta, Magnoliopsida, Fagales, Fagaceae.